This is a messenger RNA of Tuber melanosporum (Perigord truffle), 1850 nucleotides long. RefSeq lists its product as uncharacterized. The record is from RefSeq and is a predicted model, not a curated record. The transcript is spliced from 10 exons. The coding region runs from base 648 to 1673 and encodes 341 amino acids. NCBI's taxonomy places the organism in Eukaryota, Fungi, Ascomycota, Pezizomycetes, Pezizales, Tuberaceae.
GCCAUGCUUCACCACUACAAGUAGCGCACCCGCCUCUCUAGACCAAACCCACACCAACCAAACUCCCCAAGGAUCCGGCCAUGUAUUGGAAGGAGAGAGGGUGAUAAUAGAAAUGCUUGUCCUCAACCACCACCAUAUCCUCCCCCCCCCCUUGGGUAAAUCAGGACACCCCCCCAUGCCUUCGGGCUACGACGUUUGGCAGAAUAUAUCACGAGUGGUAACUCUGACACUGGCUUGCUAGCUCUUAUCUUGUUUUUUGCUUCCUUUCUUCAAACUUGACUUUCCUCCCUUCCUUCUUCGACACAGUGUAGCCCGGGCUCGGCUUCUUUUUUUUUCUUACGCACACAUCCACCACUUCCUUUUCCAUUCCAUUCGGGGCUUGACUGAAUAUAAUUAAAUACUUGCGCUUGGAGAGCAUUCGAUAGACUCUCUAUCUGGAAGAGGGAGAACGGGAGCAAUGCGAUAUCUGCCGCCUACCUGCCUGAUCUUACGAUAGACUUAAAGGUGUAAAUCUCACCCGCCAAACUCCCAAAAAUCUCCCUCCGUGUCCAAUUCGACUUGUGAAUUGUCACUCUGUAUAUGGGUGUCGACUGCGGCCUACCGGCAUUGGAAGACAGACAACUCUCUUCGAGAGAAAAAGCUACAAGAUGCAGGAGCUGGAUACGAACACGCUUGUGGCAACAUAUGUAUGCACCAUUCUGGCAUUGAUUCUGAUAUUCGUGCGGCUUGGGCUUCGAUGUCGUCGAAAGGAGGGAAUGCGCGUGGACGAUGUAUGGAUGGGCAUCUCGUUGGUUCCUCUGAUCGUCCGAUUGGGGGUUAUUCACGUUGUGCUGGCCUAUGGAACGAACAAUUUCUCUAGGAAGGCACAUCCUAUUGAGGAUAUAAGCGAGGUGGAAAUAAGGCAGAGAUCUAUGGGGAGCAAGAUGGUUCUUGCUGGGAGGGUAUUUUACGCUGGAUUUGUUUGGUGCAUGAAGGUUUGUGUGUUGGGUUUCUAUGAACGGUUGACCGCGCUGCCGGCCGUUCCCAGUGUGAGGCAGAUGAUACCCGACCCAGGACGUUGCGUACAGGCAGUUGCGCAGCUAGUGACAAUGGGUUCCCUCAAUAUUUUGACCGAUGCAGCCCUUAUCCUUAUUCCUUUACCCUUGGUCUUUAGAGCUCGUCUCCCGCUCAUCAGAAAGAUCCAAUUGUUCCUCCUCUUCGGCGUUGGUAUGUUCGUCGUCAGCAUAACAAUGAUCCGCAUGCCCGUGAUUAUAAACGACAAAUCUGCACAAAAAGCUCGGACGCUGUGGGCAUCAAUAGAGUGCCUAGCAGCCUGCGUAGUCGCCAACGCACCGGUCCUGAACUCGCUCCUCCGACGGAAGGUGAAAAAGCCCAGGUGCGACGAGUACAACAUCUCGGCGAAUUCGCGGCGACGGAGGAUGCCUGUGACAGGCCAGGAUAGUGUUGGUUCGCUGACGAGGAAUGAUGGGAGCGAUGGACUUGGUUCUGUUAUUGAGACGCGCACGGAAGUUGUUCAAAAAAUAGACAUCGAUCCGUUGGAAUCUAGGGACCGUUCGGGAGUCACACGCUCACCGUGGCGUGGGGAUUUCCUAGGAACGCAGAUAUGGACUGAACAAGAUAGGUAUGGCUUCCCCGCGUGGCCUCCUCCCGCGGUCGCAAGGGAUAGGGUUUGAUGCUUUAUUACUUCUAUCUUACAAGGCAUGUUCUGGUUUUUAUCUUUUUUUUUUUUUUUUUUUCAACCCAUCAUAAUAUUAUUUCCUUUUAUCAUCUCAUCCUCGACGCGGCGGGUUUUUGUUUAAAUGUGUGCUAUGGCUUGGGCUCCUUCUCUUGUUUUGUUGGCUUUUGGUUUC